GCAAAAGUUUUCCGCUGAGACGACGCCUUCCUCUGCGCCAAUCAGCUUUUUAUCCUCACCUGAUGAUCGACUCCUGAACUCCACAAACGCUUGUUUGUCCUCUACGGUGUCGCGAACGGUAAUGAAGACCUCUAUUGUGUCAGGAAAAUAUAUGUACCCUGUCAGUCAAGUUUAUUGAUGGUCGCUCAGUGGUCAGCGGUCUGAGCCGGCAAGGCCUAAAUGCUCUCAGAGGCACUGACCUCAUUUACAACCUAAGUUCCAAUACUUGUGCCAUGAAAUUGUAUUAAUUAAUUCACAAUGAAAAUGAUGUGGAUCUAAGAUGUUAUAUGUCUUUGUGUAAUCCACGUGUUGUCAAUCUAACCUGUCCGAGGCUCAGUAACAAUUCAAAUUUCGUCCCGAUAUCAGCAUUUUUCCAUCCAAAAAUGUAAGCGAUCUGCGCUCGUUACUUUUGAUAAUCAGCAACAUGAUUUUUGUCACGGCAGAUAUGAAUUGCGAACCGCUCCCGAUGCCUUUUUAUGCACGGUGGCGGCGGAUGAAGUUGCGUAAGUCCCCACUAAAGUCCCAGCUACCGAACAUGACUUACCACACUUAGUGUGCACGUCCAUGUUUGUGUACAAAGUGCAGCCACACAAAAGGUCGUCACCCUCUCCACGGUUUGCUCAACCUUGACUGAGUCACGAGCGUCAGGGGGCGUCUUCAAAAGCAGCAAACUCCUGGAACUUUGGAACAUUCGACGAGAUGCAACGACCUAGUUCGGUGGCCUUCCUCGUCCUCGUGUGCGCCGCCGCCGCGCUGGUUGGCGGGCUGGAUCCCAGGGGACCGCGGCCCAUAGAGCCCAACACCCGCUCGGACAAGUGCGCCACCCAGAAGGAGUGGCCAUUCUGCACCGACGAUGACUGGGGUCCCAAGUGCCCGUCUGGCUGCAGGAUCCAAGGUCUGAUGGACCACCAAGAUCACAGCCUACAGAAGAAAAUCGAGAAGAUACAAACUUUAGUGGAGCAGAACCAAGUCGGGCAUCACUCGGUCGAUCGGGUGACCAAGCAAAUGUACGAUUACCUGAAGGAGAAGCUCAUCCUGAACUCCGGUCAAGAGGACCGCUACUACAACUUGGCGCAGAGCCUUCGCCAGAGGAUCUCCGACAUGAAGGUGAAGAUCGACAGGCAGCUGCGGAUCCUGGCCGCCCUCCGCGACCGGGUGACGGAUCAGGUGGCCGACAUGCAGAAUCUGGAGGUGGACAUCGACAUCAAGUUGCGUUCCUGUAAAGGUUCUUGCAAGACUUACUCCGAGCACCAGGUGGACCACGACAGCUACGUGGCUCUGGACAAACAGAUGAAUCACCUUCAGGCCCAGCAGGUGCAGAGCAUCCAGUCCGUGCGCCAGUUGGAAGUGAUGCAAAGCAGGCCGUUGCAAGAAACGCUCCCAGGCGGUAUCUACAAGACCAAGGGUGUGCCAGACAUGUUCCACGAGGUGAAAUCGCUCAAGUUGACACUCGAGAAGGAAGGUUCCAACUCCUCUCCUGCAACCAUCUCGAAAGUUGCAGGUACUUCCAUCUUUGCAUCAGGCUCCUCCGCGUCCAUCUCUGAGCUCUCAGGAGGCCCCAAUGGAGACUUGUUUGGUGGCGGUGGAAACUUUGAAGACAGGCACCUUCACAGUAUCGACUCAAACAAUUGCGUGAUAAUGACCAAGAAAACCAUGGAGAUGACUAAGGACGGCCCCGUGGAAAAGCUAGUGGAGACCAGAGAGGGCGGUCCUGCCUGUCAGGGGGUGUCCGGCACCAAGGGAGAGCUGGAUUCCCUCCUGAGUCACGUCUCCACCAACAUCAAGACCGUUAACGUGGGCGGCGUCAAAGGAAGCCAAUCGGAUACUAAAACCGGCUUCUCGCAGACCUUCAAAGAGAUGGGCUUUGACAUGGGAAAGUUCCUUACUCACCACAUUGACGACGACGCUCCCGACGUGUACGCUCGCAGCAUACAAAGCGCACACGUCGAACGCCACAGCGAUUACGUGGGAAAAGAUUGCGUGGAUAUCUUCCACAAGCACAGCCAAGGGGAAACAAGCGGCAUGUUUAACAUCAAAGCCUCUGCCACCGCCGCCCUCGUGGGGGUUUACUGCCUCCAGGAGGGGCUGUUGGGCGGCUGGUUGUUAGUCCAGCAGAGAGAGAACAGCUUGCUCAACUUCAACCGAACUUGGGUCGAAUAUCGCGAAGGUUUCGGAAGUGUGGACGCGCAGGGGAGGGGGGAGAUGUGGCUUGGCAAUCAUAACUUCCACUUGUUGACCAACCAGGGUGAGACCCUGCUAAGGGUGGACAUGCAGGAUGGGGAGGGGGGCGUAACUACUGCAGAAUACAUCGUUAAGGUGGGUCCCGAGGAGGAGGGGUACCCAUUACAUGUUUCUGGCUACAGCGGCACCUCAGGAGACGCCCUUACAGAGCCCGACGCGGCAUCCUCUGUGUCCCACAACGGGAUGAAGUUCAGCAGCUGGGACCGAGACAACGACACAGGGGUGGGAAACUGUGCAGCGACACACGGUGGAGGCUGGUGGUAUAACAACUGCCAGUCGGCCAACCUCAACGGGGGCGACGGAGCGGUAUGGGCCGGUCGUCGCCUUAAGAGUGUGCAAAUGUUUGUGCGACCUGCCACACUGUGACCUCCCGGGCUGUCAUUUGGUUGUGUUGACGUUCCACCCAACUUUCCAGAAUGCUCUGCACUGAACUCAAUAAAGUAUCA
Molecule: messenger RNA, 2726 nt
Organism: Phycodurus eques (leafy seadragon)
Lineage: Eukaryota; Metazoa; Chordata; Actinopteri; Syngnathiformes; Syngnathidae
Gene: fga
Product: fibrinogen alpha chain
Biological process (GO): blood coagulation; platelet activation; protein polymerization
Cellular component (GO): fibrinogen complex
Molecular function (GO): signaling receptor binding
Source: RefSeq, a predicted model, not a curated record